This is a messenger RNA of Cydia fagiglandana, 2278 nucleotides long. It is a transcript of the gene Mnn1, whose product is annotated as menin. Gene Ontology annotation, cellular component: nucleus; histone methyltransferase complex; chromatin. Gene Ontology annotation, molecular function: transcription cis-regulatory region binding; chromatin binding; Y-form DNA binding. Gene Ontology annotation, biological process: regulation of transcription by RNA polymerase II; negative regulation of cell population proliferation; negative regulation of cell cycle. The coding region runs from base 86 to 1771 and encodes 561 amino acids. The transcript has 6 exons. The record is from RefSeq and is a predicted model, not a curated record. Lineage: Eukaryota; Metazoa; Arthropoda; Insecta; Lepidoptera; Tortricidae.
AAUGCAAGCCGGUGUUUCAUUUGGUUGUUUAUUUAUUUCAAUCAAAAACGUUUGUUUUAACAGUGUAAUAUAAUGCGAAGCAAUAAUGUCCGAAUUAUCACAAUAUAAAAAAGUAUUUCCCAUCGACAGUAUACAGAAAGUAUACGAAUUGUUUGAAGAACAACUACGCAGUGACAAUGAGCCUGAUUUGGCUCUAUUUUCUAUCAUCGUCGGUGCAGUCGAGAAUAACUUAACUAAUGUUAAGAACUGCGAUAAAGAUGUAAACAUAAUUAACGUGUUGACAAAUAAGCUUGCAAAGAUUAAGUUUCCAUGCGUAGAAUGGGAGGAAGUGAAAGAUCUGCACGAGCGGUUCGUGUCUUUGAUGCGCAGCGGCGUGGACGCGAAGCUGCUGGCCGGCGAGUACGCGACCCGCGAGCUGGUGAAGCGGGUAGCCGACGUGGUGUGGAACUCGCUGACGCGCAGCUACUACAAGGACCGCGCGCACCUACAGUCCAUCUACAGCUUCCUCACUGGGAACAAGCUUGACUGCUUCGGCGUGGCUUUUGCCGUCACCGCGGGAUGCCAAGUGCUUGGCAAGAGGGAUGUGCACCUUGCGCUGUCUGAGGAUCAUGCUUGGGUCGUGUUUGGGAAGGAGGGGACUGAAACAGCAGAGGUGACAUGGCACGGAAAAGGCAAUGAAGACAAAAGAGGCCGGUCCGUAGAGGAAGGAAUGCUGGCCCGUUCCUGGCUGUACGUAGCGGGCAAGCCCGUGGUGUGCACGCGGCUGAUGGAGCUGGCGGCGCUGGUGUCUUCCAUCAACAUCACUCUCACCCCGACUAUAGAUGUUCAUGAAGUGGCACAAAUGCAGCACAGGCUACUGUGGCUUCUUUAUGAAAAUGGAUGCCUCGACAUGUACCCAAUGGCGCUGGGUAACCUCGGUGACCUAGACGAGUACAUGAAACUAUCAAACUGCUCUGAUCAGUCAGAAAACACACUUCCCGAAGACACCUCCAAAAGUGCCUCUAGACCGGACUCAGCUGCCUUAUACACCCAAGCAAUCCGUUCCUCAAGAACACACUAUGAGGACCGGCAUGUGUACCCGUACACGUUUCAAGGAGGGUAUUACCAUCGGCAUAAGAUGUACAAGGAAGCGUUUCAUGCUUGGGCGUGUGCGGGUGACGUCAUUCGACAUUACAACUAUUCUCGGGACGAUGAAGAAAUCUACAAGGAAUUUUCGGAAAUCGCCAACGAGCUAAUACCACAGUUAAUGAAAGUUGAAAGCUCUGGACAUUCGGCGCGCUCGAUUCUUAAAGAUCCGGAAUGUUUCGCUUCGCUUUUAAGAUUUUACGACGGAAUAUGUAAAUGGGAAGAGGGUAGCCAGACGCCCAUCCUGCACAUAGGCUGGGCAAAGCCGCUAGUCAGCACCAUAUCCAAAUUCGACGCGGAAGUUCGAGCGCAGGUCCACAUCGUAUGCAGCCUCGACGACUCCGAGAAAUCCGAGUCAGAAAGCAAAGAGGAGGAGAACAAAUGGAACAACAACUCGGAGAGCGGGGAGCUAUCCGUCCGGGAGCAGCUGACCGCGGCCGUCAACAGCCGGCCACGAGUUACCCUACACAGUCACAAGAUGGCGGCGCUACAGCCGUUGUUACUAGCGGAACGUUUGAAUACGCAUGCGUUGCAGCUGCAGUUAACGGCGCAGAGUCAGUUGCAGCGGCCGCAGGCGCCCGCUAAGCGACGCGAUGAUGACGACGCUAAUACUAGUCGCGCUAAACGCGCCAGGCGCGAGCGCUGAGCGACUAUAUCGUUCAUGUAGUGCACAAUUAUUUUCGUACGUAUUUUCACGGAAACGUACGAACGUGUCAUGCUAUUUCAGUCAGUCUCGGUACAAAUAGUACUGAAGUCAAGUAGCAUGACAAAUACAACCAUUUCCGAUAAAAUACGAUGGAAAACAAUUGUGCACUAAAUCUGUAAGUUACAUAAAGCCUUGGUUUCCGCUUGAUGCCGUAUGUUGAACUGUUAGAUUUUAAACUGAGCUCGUCUCGAGAAACCAUUCACUAAAAUUCAAACAGUUCAUGCGCCUUAGCGCGUGCCUACCACAAGCUACAUCUGAUUCAUGAUGACUACUGGCUUGCCUUAGAGUCGAUUAUUAAAAUAUUGAACCGGUUAGCGAUUUUGAAUAGAGGAUAGAAUCUCGAAACGAGCUUAUAGUUUUAAUAAUAAGAGUUAUACCACACUGUUAACUGACAAUUGGUAAACGUUAUUGAAAAGACGGUUCACCUAAGAUUAGUUAAGAGGGGGC